AUUCCAGUAAGGUUGCCAACGCCACGUUCUUCGGCUUUCAUAGAUUAUUACUGCGCUGGAGAGGCAGCAUCUACAAACUUCUUUAUCGGGAGUUCAUCGUUUUUGCGAUUUUAUACACGAUUCUAAGCAUCGUGUACAGAUACGCAGAAGCUUUACUUUGAAAAGCUGUCGCUGUACUGUGACAGGUACGCCGAGCAGAUCCCCGUGACGUUUGUGCUGGCUCUCCAUGCAUACUGGGCCCUCCUGCCGAACAAAACUAUGGCUGUCUCUGGCAAGAUGAUGUUUGUCGGGGGGGGGGGGGCAAGGUUAAGGCUUGUUUGGUACGAUGGUCUUCAUCAGCUAAAUGCUUCCCCUUUGAUCCAAUUCGGAAACAUCUCAGGCAGUUCCUUCCACCUUUAAUUCAGCCCUAGUUAUACACAGACCCGUUAGUGGUGCUGUAAACUCUGUGCCUAAACAUACACGUAUAUUGGUCAGGGCACAUCUGACAGACUUACAGCUAAAUAUAAAGACUCCUGACUACGUAACUUUGCCACACACUAAAUCAGUGUUUACCAGUCCGGUCCCUGGGGACCCACAGACAGUCCACAUUUUUGCUUCCUCCCAGGGAGUCCAAAAGGAGCAAAAAUAUGGACCAGCUGUGAGAUCCCGAGAACUGGAUUGGGAAAUACUGCACUGAAUCACUGUGAAAAAUAACUAAUCCUGUGUGCAUAACAGUAAGUGCCAGUUGUAAAUAUCUGUUACUCCGUUCUGCUUCUUGUCGUGCAUGUUGGAUAAGUCUAUUUCCUCAUAGUGGUGGGGGGGGGGUGGUAUUAACGGACUGGAUAAAUCAAACAAACGGAUGAUAGCCAUGGCAGAACGGGAGAGAAAAUUGCUAAAGAAGAGAUAGACACUGACCACUUCUGAAGUUUCGCUGAAUUUUGCAGCUUCCAUCUGCUGAAGGGACACAGACAGUACCUUUCACUUCCCAAUAUUGAACAAGAAAAUGAACGAUAAGGGUCUCUUGGAAAAGUUAAAUCAAUGAUGUUCAGCUGAAUUGUGCUAAAAUCUCUAAUGAACUAGUAUAUUGUCAACCGAGACCUACAAAUGAGUAGUGCACCAUCAGAACAAUUUGCAUUUCCACCAAUGUAAUGAAGGCACCUCAAGGAUUAUAUUUUGUUUUGUGUUUUGACAAUAUCAGGGUCAGAAAAUAUGCAUAAAAGGAGGUUACCUGCUUGCCUGUGAUGCAUCUUUGCGAAAUACUGAAGCAUGGCGUGGAAUCAUUUUCUCUGUCUUCUCGUCCCAUUGCAUGGGAAAUUCCUCUGGCAAUCUCUUAAAAUGUCUAGCAUGGAACCCCUUGGUCUGAAGGUCACUGUCGUACACACAGGGUUGCAUAUGUGUUUCAUCUUUAGCUGUAAUCAUACUCCUCAUGCAGUUGACCAAGUCAAUGUAUCAGCAACUUCUCUGUCAGUUAUAGAUUUCCAGGAAAUGAACUUUGCUCUGAAUCAUGAGCAAGUCCUUGUGCCCCAGCUUGCCUGGUAUUGCUGUUUCUGUCAGCCAGCUCUGUCAGACACUUGUCUCUCGGGCAUCCCGGCAGGUUUCUAUGUAACGUUGGUGGUGAACCGCUGGUGGAACCAGUUUGUGAACCUGCCAUGGCCAGACCGGCUGAUGUUCCUCAUCUCUAGCUGCGUACAGGGCCGGGACGAGCAGGGCCGCCUGCUCCGACGCACGCUGGUGCGCUACGUGAACCUCACCUCCCUGCUCAUCUUCCGCUCUGUCAGCACGGCUGCCUGCAAGCGCUUCCCCACCAUGGACCACGUGGUGGAGGCAGGCUUCAUGACGCCCGAGGAGAGGAAGAUCUUUGAGAACCUCAAGUCCCCCCAUCUCAAAUAUUGGGUGCCAGUGGUGUGGUUCACCAACCUGGCCUCCAAGGCACGGAAGGAAGGCCGUAUCCAGGACAGCGUGGACUUGCAAACCAUCCUUACUGAGAUGAACAAGUUUAGGACCUGGUGCUCCACUCUGUUUGGCUACGACUGGGUGGGAAUCCCUCUGGUCUACACACAGGUGGUUACCCUGGCCGUCUACACCUUCUUUUUCGCCUGCAUCAUUGGACGGCAGUUUCUGGACCCUGGACGUGGCUAUCCAGGCCAUGACCUGGACCUCUACGUGCCCAUCUUCACCCUGCUGCAGUUCUUCUUCUACUCCGGCUGGCUAAAGGUGGCAGAGCAGCUGAUUAACCCCUUUGGGGAUGAUGAUGAUGACUUUGAAAUCAACUGGUGCAUCGACAGAAACUUGCAGGUAUCCAUGAUGGCCGUAGACGAGAUGCACAUGAACAUUCCCCGCAUGACCAAGGACAUCUACUGGAACGACUCAAAUGUGCGACCCCCGUAUACUCUGGCUGCAGCUGACUACUGCAUCCCCUCGUUCCUUGGGUCCACCAUUGGGCUGUCGGAGCUUCUGCAGCAUGAGGAUAUGGACAAUCGGGACCAGAGGAACCGGCGCCAGGAGUCAGUUCUUGGCCGGGUGAGACGGCUGCUGAGCUCCCAGGAACCAAACGACUUGGGCCACCCGAGACCUGCGUAUAAGCGCCAUAGCAGCGACAUGUCCAGCGUCUUCUUCCCUUUCAAUCCAGAGGUCCGGGGCCACCUGGGACAUGAGGAAGCUGGCCACCUAAGGCACAACUUUCCAAAUUCUCACCUGGUCCACAACCAGUCACCGACCGAGAUGCUGGAGCCAUUACAGGAAGUGACUAGCAGCCUUUCAUCUCCUGACUCUCCUAUCCGCAUCAACGUGCCCACAGUGGUGAUCACCCCCCCUGAUCCUACUCCCCCUAAUCGAUCGUUAGCAAAUUCCCAGAGCAGCUUGGAUAUGCCCUCUCACGUCGACAUCGAAACCACACUAGAACCAAACCAGAUCUUGACAUGCCAGAGCCCUUUGGAGGAGAAUGCUAGUGAAGAGGCUCUGGCAGAAGAUCCCCUCAUGGAUUACAAUCUCACAGAGGUGGGGCCCAAGAAGUUCCGCUGGAGCAUUCCUGUCGACCGAUGGACCCAAGACUCCGACGACUCUUCGUGCAACCUGCCGAGCCCCAAGGGUCUAGUGAGGAAGAGAGGCCUGAGUACGUCCUACCACUGUGAGAGCAAGGAUGGGGAAAGCGAAGAACCUCGGCGCACACAGCCAAGCUUAGAGAGCAGCAGCCUGGCGUCCAGCAGUGAGGAGAACCUGGAAGCGAUCAAGCAGCAAACCAAAGAGGACACUUCAGGGGCCUAACAUACACACACACACGGAAUAGCCUUGGAAAAAGUAGGUUUAUCCAGUGCUCCGUUAUAUUAUUUUUAUAUUUUCGUUACAAAUUGUGAUGUUUUUCUGCAUUUUGUCACCAAAUUAAAAACUUUGUGCUCCACCAGGA
Messenger RNA from Brienomyrus brachyistius, 3382 nucleotides. RefSeq names its product bestrophin-3-like. The transcript has 9 exons. The coding region runs from base 1246 to 3243 and encodes 665 amino acids. NCBI's taxonomy places the organism in Eukaryota, Metazoa, Chordata, Actinopteri, Osteoglossiformes, Mormyridae. Gene Ontology annotation, molecular function: chloride channel activity. The record is from RefSeq and is a predicted model, not a curated record.